AUGUUUGUGUCAUCACUAUGCUUGUUGCUGUCUGCCUUUCAAGUCACUCUUGGCGUAGACUUUACUUACUAUGUCCAAGAGGGCCAGAACCCCGGAACCUACGUAGGAGACAUCGCCGCUGAUACCCACUUGCUAGACAGAAUCUCACCCCAAGACCGAAAGCUGAUCCGCUUCAGUCAAAUAAAACAUGCCAUCCCAACCGCUGCCCAAUUGUUCCGCGUUUCCAGAAGCACUGGUAAGCUGUACACAGCGCAGACGCUAGACGCUGAAGCCAUCUGCAUACGCAGUGAGGAAUGUUACAAAAUGGUAGAUGUCGCCGUGCGGAAAGGUGAAUCCUUUAUAACAAUCCUCGAGAUAAAGGUUAUGGUGAAAGACGUCAAUGACCAUCAGCCGCUAUUUCCUGACAAACAGGUCUUUAUCCAGUUCUCUGAAGAUGAUAGAAAGGGAGCAAAGCGAUCGAUUCCAAAUGCAGUUGACCAGGACGCCGGAGUUGGUAAUUCGCAGAUUACAUAUGAAUUGAAGAAAAAUAAAGAGGAACCGUUCACGUUGUCUGUCGCAAAGAACCUCGAUGGGACAUCUAAGCUUAGUAUCACGUUGGAAGACAUGUUGGACCGCGAAGUGAAGGACUCGUACGUGAUUCAAGUGGUUGCCAAGGACAGAGGCACUCCGCCAAGACAAAGCGUAUUGGACGUGCAUAUUUCCGUGACAGAUGUUAACGACAACCCGCCUAUCUUCUCGCAGAAUGUUUACAAUGUAUCCAUCAAAUAUGAACAUGAUAAAGCCUUGCCCAUCACUAUUUUGUCCGCUACUGAUUCUGAUCUCAAUCAGAACCGUAAAAUUUCCUUCCAUUUCAGUUCGCAGACUUCGAGCAUCGCAAGGACGCUCUUCGAAUUGAAUGUCGAAACUGGAGAGAUAUUUCUACGCAAGAAAAUAGCAUUCGGCCAAAAGCUGACCUACAAGCUGUACGUUCAAGCCACAGACAGAGGCAGUCCUCCGCUGAGUUCGACCGCAAUGGUGAUUGUUAACGUAAUCAAUCAACAAAACACACCACCCAGCAUUGACGUCAGCUUCGUUUCUGAAUCAACGGGGAACACGGCUUCCAUUUCUGAAGACAUCGAAGUGGGUAGCUUUAUCGCUUAUGUGAAAGUAACUGAUAAUGAUGUUGGUCAAAACGGAGAGGUCAGUUGUUACUUACAACACCAGAAAUUCCAACUACAGACCUUGGGAACGAAGAAAUAUAAAGUUAUAAUCAAGAAUCCGUUGGAUAGAGAGGUUCAAGAUCACCAUGACAUCACGAUCAGUUGUCAAGACAAGGGAAUGCCACCUUUGCACAGUGAAAGCAAAUUUUCCAUUAAAGUGUUGGAUGUCAAUGAUGUCCGGCCACAAUUCACUGAACGGACGCUAAAAUUCUCUAUUUACGAAAAUCAGAGAUCUAAGUUCCCUGUUGGCUACAUCAAUGCCACAGAUCCAGACUUGGGACUUUCGGGCCAGUUGUCGUAUUCGUUAUUAGAUGACAAGAAGCAUUUUCUACCAUUCCAAAUCUCAAACGACGGGUUAAUAUCAACUCUGGUGUCGUUGGAUCAUGAAUUCCAAAGCGUUUACAAUUUCAAAGUUCUGGUUCGAGACAAUGGCUCGCCGUCUUUUAACAACACUGUCAAUGUAAUUGUUGAAGUUAGAGACCGAAACGACAACGCCCCACACUUCAUCUUCCCCAGCAUUAAUCCCUUCACACUUGAAGUCAUCUAUUACGCUCACCACACCAAGAACAUCACAGUCCUGAAGGCUACUGAUAAAGACAGCCGAGAGAAUUCGUUUCUCAAAUACGAAAUGACCUCAGGCAAUGAGAAAAAGAUGUUUUUUCUAAAUCGUUAUUCUGGCCUGUUAACGUUUGCCCGAGAACUCACCCAACAGGACGCUGGGACUUACUAUUUUUGUUUAAUUGUCAAGGAUAACGGAAUUCCAGUCCUUUCGGCCACGACAAAUCUGACUAUUGUGUUAACUGUGAGUAAUAAGACUUACGAAAUGCUCAAUGGUGGUAACGGCCAAGGCGAUGAGAAGGUCCAUAUGUUUCUGAUGAUCGCCAUUGUGCUGGUGUCUAUGACCGUAUCUGUGCCCAUCACGGCAGCUAUGGCCAUUUGCUUUGUGCGAUGCAGAAACUCUAGAAAUGCUAACACCAACUCCUGUAAAAAGCACAUCAGUGAACAGAAGCACUUGAUGUGUACUUCUCACCUGGACACCUCAUGGGCUGAAGUCCCUGGCGACCGGACCACCGAAUUUGACACGACAAUUCGAAGUGGCAGUCAUCAGAUAAAAUCGAGGCGGGGGAUAUAUCCCGGGGACCAGCUGGAUAAAAGUCGGAAGAGUACGGCUUCGGGUGGCUCUAGAACGCUCAAAGAUAAGGAAGUCGUUUAUCAGGUGAGUGCUUUUCUUUUUUGA
Molecule: messenger RNA, 2436 nt
Organism: Acanthosepion pharaonis
Lineage: Eukaryota; Metazoa; Mollusca; Cephalopoda; Sepiida; Sepiidae
Source: the annotation of a GenBank genome assembly